UUCUAAAAACCCACUACACGUGAUAGUUGUUAUUGUUGUUGUUGCUGUUGCGUGUGUCCGAAUUGCCUUUCAAAAGUCAAAUCAACUAACGUAAUUCGGAAAACCAUGUUUAAAACUUUCUAAAAUUACCCCAGGACCACGAGAGCACAUCCCAUUUUGGACACCACUAACACUAUGGCUGGUCCGCCGGCGGACGACAUAUAAAUAUCGCAGACCGGCCACCAAAACCACUAAAGAACAGCACCACUUGAAGAUUGGCAAAUCCAGAGAAGCCGGACAGCAUGCAAUCCCUGCGCAGCUGCCCGGCUCGUGGCCUAAUCCUCUCCAGCGCCAUCCGCGGCGGCCAACGCAGCCUGCGCAUGAGUUGGCCACGGAAGAGCGUCGCGCCAGGUGCAGGUGCAGGAGGAGGAUUAGGAGCUGGAGCUGGAACUGGAGGCACCACCGCCACCGGCACCAUCCGCUUUGCAGCGCUCCAAAAGCUACGAGAAUGGCAUGCCAACGCCUUUAGCAGCCGCUUCCUGCUCUUCACCAACGUGGGCAUCUCGCUGUCCCUCAGCUGUGUGGGCGACAUCCUCGAACAGCAUCUGGAGAUCUAUUGCGGCGAAAUCGAGCGCUUCGAGUCCACCCGCACCGCGCACAUGGCCAUCAGCGGGGUGACGGUGGGCGUGAUCUGUCACUAUUGGUACAAGAUGCUCGACAAGCGUCUUCCCGGGCGCAGUAUGCGCGUGGUGGCCAAGAAGAUCGUGCUCGACCAGCUAAUCUGCUCGCCCAUCUACAUCACCGUGUUCUUCGUCACACUGGGCCUGCUGGAGCGAAAGGACAAGCACGAAGUGUGGGAGGAGAUCAAGGAGAAGGCCUGGAAGCUGUACGCCGCCGAAUGGACCGUGUGGCCGGUGGCACAGUUCGUCAACUUCUACUGGAUUCCCACCCAUUACCGCAUCUUCUACGACAACAUCAUCAGCCUGGGUUACGACGUGCUCACCUCGAAGGUCAAGCACAAGCAGUCGCACUCGCACCUCAAGAAGAUUCCCUAACCCUGCGCCAGCCUCUUCCCUUGUAACUAUUUAUUAUCAAAGCAAAAACCUUGUAAAUACAGACGAGAUCCCGUGUACAGACUAAACAA
Molecule: messenger RNA, 1123 nt
Organism: Drosophila gunungcola (fruit fly)
Lineage: Eukaryota; Metazoa; Arthropoda; Insecta; Diptera; Drosophilidae
Product: mpv17-like protein 2
Exons: 1
Coding region: 282-1034 (250 amino acids)
Biological process (GO): mitochondrial ribosome assembly
Cellular component (GO): membrane; cytoplasm
Source: RefSeq, a predicted model, not a curated record